GCUCUGAUCUGCAGCUAGCUAAAAAGUCUGCACACACAGACUAGACUAGGGUUCGGCGCGCGCUCUGUCUCAUCAUCAGUGCAGGGCAAGCAGCUGUUGAGUCAAUGGACGUGUAAUGAGCGCCCAUUCAUGCCAUUAAAAGCAAAGAAAGAACCCCCUUUGAGCAUUGGAGGAGGCCGAUAGACGGACAAGUACACAUAGUAUUACCAAAGAUCGUAUUGGUAUUAAAACAUACUGUACUGUGGAAGUUACAAUUCAACUUAAAACAUUCGCUGAAUCGCCAGUUCCAUCAGAAAGAUUUGCGGAGUUGUAAAAGGAUGAGUCAGUGAUCGCCAAAGCAAUCCCUACACAUCACAAGAAUGGCUCAUCUAGCGAGGCUAGGGUCAAUCUUAAAGAACCAAGUGGGACCUCAGCUUGGCCUCUUGAAGCUCAGGCCAUUGUCAACAUCAGCAUCUGUAUGGGGCAGCUAUGAGAAGCCAAGGGCUGCCUACUUAGUCCUUAAUGAUGGCAGCAAAUUCAAAGGGUACUCCUUCGGCCAUGAAACAUCAGUUUCCGGGGAAAUGGUUUUCAACACUGGAUUGGUCGGGUAUCCAGAAUCUAUGACUGACCCCAGCUACAGAGGUCAAAUACUGACCCUGACCUAUCCCCUCGUCGGCAACUACGGUGUACCAGACACAGAUAUUGAGGAUGCAAACGGGCUCCGGCUAUUUGCAGAGUCCGAGAAGAUACAAGUCACUGGACUCCUGGUUCAAGAUUACUCCAAGAGGCCGAGUCACUGGGCGUCCGUGAAGUCACUGUCUCAGUGGUUGAAGCAGGAGGGUGUGCCUGCAUUGUAUGGCAUCGAUACACGGAUGCUCACUAAGAAAAUCAGAGAUGAGGGUACAAUCCUGGGCAAGAUUGAAUUUGACGAUCAGCCGAUUGAGUUUGUGGAUCCUAAUCUUAGGAAUCUCAUGGCGGAGGUUUCAACCAUCGAUACUCAAGUCUUCGGCAAAGGGAAUCCGUACAAGGUUAUCGCCGUGGACUAUGGCAUCAAGAACAAUAUCAUCCGCAGUUUGGUUAAGAGAGGAGCAGAGGUGCACUUGGUUCCAUGGAACUACGAUAUAUCCCAGGACACAUAUGAUGGGCUUUUCUUAUCCAACGGACCCGGUGAUCCCGCCCUCGCAUACGAAGCCAUUGCUAAUCUUAAAAAGGUCAUAGACGAGGACAAUCCAAAGCCGGUAUUUGGGAUCUGUAUGGGCAACCAGUUGACUGCAUUAGCAGCGGGAGCAAAUUCUUAUAAACUAGCCCUUGGUAAUCGAGGACACAAUCAGCCGGUGUUGAACAUGAUCAACGGGCAGGCCUUCAUCACGUCGCAGAAUCACGGCUAUGCCAUUGACGAGAAGACUCUACCCAAGGAAUGGAAGCCAAUCUUUGUCAAUGCAAAUGACCAAAGUAACGAGGGCAUUAUGCAUGAGUCGAAGCCUAUAUUCACUGCGCAGUUUCAUCCAGAACACAAAGGAGGUCCUACAGAUACAGAGUUUUUGUUUGAUACGUUCAUGGAGCUUGUUCGGACUGGUCAAAGUGACAUCAAAUCUGCCAUUAGUCCAUCGUUCCCAGUGCCACAAAGAUUGAAGGUAUCUAAGGUAUUGGUUCUAGGCUCUGGGGGCUUAUCCAUUGGACAAGCUGGGGAGUUUGACUACGCUGGUUCUCAGGCCAUCAAAGCUCUAAAGGAAGAACAUAUCCAAACCGUUUUGAUGAAUCCAAACAUUGCGUCCGUCCAGACCAACGAGUACGGAGAGAAACAGGCAGACAAUGUCUACUUCGUUCCUAUCACUCCAGAGUACGUCAUCGACGUGAUCAAACGAGAGAAACCGGACGGGAUCUUGCUGUCCAUGGGAGGUCAGACAGCGCUCAAUUGCGGCGUGGAGUUAUAUAAGCAAGGAAUCUUUGAGGAGUACGGUGUCAAGGUUCUAGGGACUCCAAUCGAGUCCGUCAUGGCAACGGAGGACAGGCAGACAUUCAACGACAAAUUGAAGGAGAUCGGGGAGAAGAUUGCACCCAGUGUAGCCGUGGAAACGGUUGAAGGGGCUUUAGAGGCUGCUGAGAAAAUCUCCUAUCCAGUCAUGGUGAGGGCGGCGUAUGCUCUAGGUGGACUGGGGUCAGGGGUUGCUGAAAACAAGGAGAAACUCACUCAGAUUGCUACUCAGGCUCUUGCUUUAUCAACUCAACUACUGAUUGAGAAAUCACUGCUGGGGUGGAAGGAGGUUGAGUACGAGGUUGUCAGGGAUGCAGCUAAUAACUGUGUCACAGUCUGCAACAUGGAGAACUUUGAUCCGCUAGGUGUACAUACAGGUGACUCCAUUGUGGUAGCUCCCAGUCAGACAUUAUCCAAUCAGGAAUACCACAUGCUACGAGAGACUGCGCUGAAGGUUGUACGUCACCUCGGCAUUGUAGGGGAGUGUAAUAUUCAAUAUGCCCUUCACCCAGCCUCGUUGGAGUACUGCAUUAUUGAAGUCAACGCUAGGCUGUCUCGUAGCUCUGCCUUGGCUUCAAAGGCAACAGGGUAUCCAUUGGCAUUCAUAGCAGCCAAGUUAGCAUUAGGGAUACCGCUGCCCGAGAUACGCAAUUCGACCACCGAGUCGACCACUGCGUGUUUCGAGCCCAGUCUGGACUACAUCGUCACUAAGAUCCCUCGUUGGGAUCUGGAUCGAUUCCAUGAGACGUCUAACACCAUCGGUAGCGGGAUGAAGAGUGUGGGAGAGGUCAUGGCAAUCGGUCGGACAUUUGAGGAGAGUUUUCAGAAAGCACUACGGAUGACACAUCCCUCCAUCGACGGUUUCUCCCCAACCAUGCCGCUGGGAAAAUCUUUCCCUACGAACUUGGAGGAAGAGAUGAGAGUUCCCUCUAGCCAUAGAGUUCACAUCAUUGCCAAGGCUCUUCAUGACGGCUAUACAGUAGAUGAGAUUCAUGAUUUGACGGCCAUUGAUAAAUGGUUCCUUCACAAACUCAAACGAGUCACCGAUAUUGAUGUGAGGUUAAAAAAACUGGACCAGCAAACCAUUUCUUCUGAGACGCUCUUGAAUGCCAAGAAAGCCGGUUUCUCCGACCUGCAAAUCGGAAACAGACUGAAUAUCGACGAGACAGACGUCCGAGAUCUGCGGCAACAGCAUGACGUCAAACCUUGGGUGAAACAGAUUGACACAAUGGCCGCGGAAUACCCAGCCAGAACCAACUACCUGUAUUGCUCAUACAACGGAAUGGAACAUGACGUCAACUUCAACGACAGGAGCACAAUGGUGCUUGGAUGUGGACCAUACCAUAUAGGAAGUAGUGUGGAGUUUGACUGGUGUGCAGUAUCCUGCAUCCGUUCCCUAAGGGACAUGGGGCACAAGACCAUAGUAGUCAACCACAACCCUGAGACUGUCAGCACAGACUUUGACGAGUGCGAUAGGUUGUACUUUGAGGAACUGUCCAGAGAAAGGGUGCUAGACAUCUACAAUCAAGAGCAAAGUAGCGGGGUCAUCGUAUCAGUAGGAGGUCAGAUUCCGAACAAUCUAGCCCUCCCUCUCUACAACGACGGAGUCAACAUCUUAGGCACCAGCCCCUUAAUGAUCAAUGCAGCAGAAGAGAGGUCAAUCUUUUCAGCCAUCAUGGAUGAGAUUAAUGUUGAUCAGGCGCCAUGGAGGGCACUCUCCUCAUUGGAUGAAGCCCUUGAAUUUGCUGCAAGUGUUGGCUACCCAUGUUUACUACGACCGUCUUUCGUCUUGAGUGGGUCAGCAAUGAAUGUUGCUUAUGGUCCGGAGGAUCUAAAGAGCUUCCUGGCUGCAGCUGCGAGGGUAUCUCAGGAACAUCCUGUCGUCAUCACAAAGUUUGUUGAGAAUGCCCGGGAAAUUGAGAUGGACGCCGUGGCUCAAGACGGAAAGGUUGUUGCUCAUGCCAUUACGGAGCAUGUAGAGAACGCUGGGGUACAUUCCGGUGAUGCUACUCUCAUUCUACCACCUCAGACCAUCAGCAAAGAAGUUAUCAAAAAGAUCAAGGAUGCAACAGCUAAGAUAGCCAAGAAGUUCAACAUCUCUGGACCAUUCAACAGUCAGUUCUUGGCCAAGGAUAACGAAAUCAUGGUAAUCGAGUGCAAUCUACGAGCCUCGCGGUCUUUCCCAUUCGUCUCCAAAACCAUCAACUGUGACUUCAUCGAUGUAGCAACAAAGGUCAUGCUGAAGGAGCCAUUCGACCCUAAUAUGCUGCCCUCGCUUGACAAUCCAUUUAUCCCGCAGGGCUAUGUCGGCAUUAAGGCACCCAUGUUUUCUUGGCCACGUCUCAGGGAUGCAGAUCCGUUGCUGAGGUGUGAGAUGGCUUCGACAGGGGAGGUUGCGUGUUUUGGACCCACUGUAAACGCAGCAUUCCUGAAGGCUCUUCUUUCAACAGGCUUCAAGCUUCCCAAACAGAACAUCCUGAUCGGGAUGCAGAAGAAAUUCCAACCGGUCAUUUUGCCAACAGUCCAUAAAUUUCACCGGAUGGGUUACAAGUUGUUCGCCACAGAGAAGACGGCGGAGUAUUUGAACGAUCAUAAUAUCAAAGCGGAGGUCGUGGCUUGGCCUCUUGCUGAUCAACACGAGAAAACAGACGCUCCAUCGGCAAUCAAGUUGAUCCAGAGUAAGGAGAUUGAUUUAGUUAUCAAUCUACCGAAUAACAACACUCGCUACACCCAAGACAACUACCUGAUCAGACGAUGUGCCAUUGAUUCAGGGGUUCCCCUCAUGACAAACUUUGAGGUGGUGAAGCUCUUUGCAGAGGCAUUAAAAGAUGUUGGGAAGCUGGACGCAACGACCCUGUUUCACUUCAAGAAGCCGAGGCACUCUGCCAAGCACUGAAACCCGAAUGGAACUAGAGGUUCCUGUAACAGCACUCAGUGCUUCAACAGGGCUUUGUUGGCAGCGCUGUUCAUUUACUUUUCCGAUCACAGUCUUAUGUAGAGUGGUGCUUGGGUGUCUUCCCGGUCACACGUUAAACAAUUGUAAGUAAGCAAAUUGGCAACCCUGGUUUGUAAAUUUAUAGCAAACAUGGGCGCCUUAUUUCAACACACAUCAGGCGACCGCUUUCUGCAGGUGCCCAUAUGUUACACAGUUAUCACUGUCAUACUGCAACAACCAAUAUUCCAGCAAUUAUUGCUCAAGUGUCAUUCGGGAUUUUGUCCCGGUGUGUGCGUGUUUCCCCACUAUGGUAAAUUAACAUAGGCUGAAGGAAGUCGAUUUAAAAGACGACGCGAACAAUUGUAUGAAUUUUCUAAACAAUUCACUGUUUUGAGCACACAGAGGGGGGGGGGGGGAGUAUUCUCCGACCACACAUGCCACACUGACAACCAUUGCUCCAUGUCUACCAGUGCAAUUAUUUUCCAAGCAAGCAGUGACAUCAACUGAUGUAUUGGAAUGUUUUUUAGGUUUGCUUUUACUUUCUGGAAGAUACCCGAUACUGACGGUUAGGUUUAUGUUUUAAAGCAUUAUGUGGGGAAGAAUAUUAAUGUGGUUUCAAACAAAAAUAACCUUGAAUUUAUUUUCCACUUUUUAUUUGAAGAAUUAUAGAGGCUUAAACUGAAUACUUAGAAUCCCUGAAAAAAGCAGUGAAGAGGGAUGAUCUCAUAUUAACCCUUAGAAAUAUGGUCUUUGCAAUUGAGCCAAUUGCUCUAGAUUCUAAAUGGUCUUUGGUCAUAGUUAAAUGCUGAAAUGUCAAAUAUCUUUAUAAAAGAUUUGUUUUUGUGUUUGUGGUAAACAGGGUUUAUAAUUAUAAUGAUGUUUUAACAUGGAUAGAAAUGAAUUUACUCUUUCAAAAGAAUAAUGAUGCAAUAUUCAUUGACAGUAAACAAGAAAUUGUGGAUAGAUAAUUUACCCUAUGUGACAUGAAAAGGAGACAGUGUUCAUGCUGCUGCUGUGCAAUAUGUACUCAUACAAAUGUAUUUUUUACAUCACUCAGAAACCAAACGAGUGCAAAAGAGUGUGAAUGCACACAGCACCAUAAUUUACAUUUCUUCAGGGGUAAAAUCUUAAAUGAGGCAUUGAUUUGGGUGUCAGUAGAAGUUAACACGAUUCUUUAAAAAAUUCAGUUGUGGAGGACUUUAUUUAUCUUUCAAAAAGAUUCGCUCUCUUUAAAAAAAGGAAGUUACAAAAUGUUCAUUCAUGGACUGAGUUAUUUCUUGAAGGUAAUUUAUCAUCAGAUGUAGUACUCCUUUUUCCGAUAACAAUUAUUUAAACUAGUCAUAAAUAGUUAGAGUUUCGACAUGUGCAUUGUAGAAACUCUUAACUUGCACACUAUACAUGUAUAACAAAGUCAUGUGAUUCUGUCAAGGCUCUGUUUGUGUGUUGUUGUCUUUCUAUCAUGCAAUUGUUUAUAUUUUGGUUGAACUUUAACUUUAGUCACUUUGAAAAUGAAAUAAAAUGCAGCUAUUCCUGUACACCAAACCUGGCCUACUGCCAAAUCAAGGUUUGGUAAGAAAUCCGAAUUCAACAUUUCAUGCUUUAAGUACGCACAAGUCGUGACAAUGAGCUAUCACCAUGGUAAUCCCAUGUUAAAAUUUUCCAUGGUACUUCAAAGACAGGACUGAAUUAUCUCCAAGCUUUCAUGUUAUUAUUCAUUGGAGGGGAAGUGUCUUUAAUGCUUUAUUCACUUUUCUUUGACGGGAGAUAUUUUGUAAGCUGAAGAAGACAGUUUUAUAUUUCCUGUCCACAAUGAAUUGACGAGGUAUUUAUACUUUUGACAUGGUUUAUGAUAAUUCUUCAGGCGUUUUGCAGACAGUUAGGAAUAGCAGAAAAUGUGCGCCAUUUUUGUUGCUCUUAUGAGUAGGCAAUUUUGUUCAUUGAAGCUAAUUUUUUACAACUGAGUAUUUUAUUUUGUUCAUUUCGUGAUUACUAUUUUUUGUUUAAACUUAAAGUGGAAAUUGAAAGUUACAUGCUUGGAAUCUGAAGGAGUUGUUAAAAUGAAAUAAUAUGGAUUUGUUUGUUAGGGUAUUUGUUUGUUUUUGUUUGUUUGCCUUGCAGUGUUAAUUAAAUCUUGCAUUUUGUUUAAAUCUCAGUUUAUUAAUGAAUUGUAUCUUCAGUACUUUGUAUUCGUGUAUGCAUCUUGAAAUGACAAUUGACAAGAUGUAGAGCAUUCACUGUGCACUAAAAAUGAUUCUUGCUAAGCUAAUAUUCUAAAAAAGAUGUCUGGCAUUAGGGAAAUCAAGAGCAACUUUACAUUUAAGAGGAAGAUAAAAAUGGAAACCCAAUUCACAAGCAUAAGACUAAAUUUGAGCAUGUGACGAUGUUUAACUUAAUAUAUUCCCAAGAAGCACUCGGGGUAGUGCUGAAAAAGUAAUUUGUGAAAUGGAAGACCGUGUUUGAAAUGUAUUCAAUAUUUAGUUGUCAUGUUUGUCAAUGUUGAAAUAUACUGUAACAUAUGUUAGUAGGAAAAAAACAGUCCUGCCUGAAAAUAUCCAUUUCGAAAAAAUUCUAAAGUUUGGGAAGGACACGAGACGGACAAUCACGCCACAGAAUUGUCCAACCCCAAAACGAUUAAGUCGAAGGUUGUAUAAUUGAACAUUAACCAAAUAUCCUUGUAUUUUCUACUGAAAUAUUUGAGACUACGAAGACAAAAAAAACCUGGCAUAUAGAAAUAUAUUUUUGCAGUGUAGGCUAAGCUUUAAAUGAAGCAGGGUAUUCGUUUGUAAUUUGAAUUAGGAAUGCGCUGUACUCUUUGUGUAGUAUUUAGUGAGUAUAAGUCAUCAUGCAUUGUUACAACUGUAGACAAUGCGUAUUAUUACAAAAUUGUAGACGCCGGAAUUUAUGGAGAAUAAAAAUUCAAUCGGACAGCACUUCACUUCAAAAUUACUGUUUUUGAUG
Molecule: messenger RNA, 7847 nt
Organism: Asterias rubens (European starfish)
Lineage: Eukaryota; Metazoa; Echinodermata; Asteroidea; Forcipulatida; Asteriidae
Product: carbamoyl-phosphate synthase [ammonia], mitochondrial-like
Exons: 34
Coding region: 360-4850 (1496 amino acids)
Biological process (GO): 'de novo' pyrimidine nucleobase biosynthetic process; L-arginine biosynthetic process; L-glutamine metabolic process
Cellular component (GO): carbamoyl-phosphate synthase complex; cytoplasm
Molecular function (GO): ATP binding; carbamoyl-phosphate synthase (glutamine-hydrolyzing) activity; metal ion binding
Source: RefSeq, a predicted model, not a curated record